This is a messenger RNA of Lactuca saligna, 3297 nucleotides long. Lineage: Eukaryota; Viridiplantae; Streptophyta; Magnoliopsida; Asterales; Asteraceae. The record is from the annotation of a GenBank genome assembly.
GUACUUAUUAAACCUUUGAAGAACCAGUAAGGCACUAAGUCACUAACCGUUAAAACAAGAAUUAUUGGGGAAAUCACUACCACUCCUUACACCUCCGCCACCUUCUUGUCCUCUGCCCCACUCCCACCCCCGACCCCUAUGACAUCUGCCAUUGUUCUUCUUCCUCUUCUUCUUCAUCUUCUUGCUCAUUCACGAAUCAACUAUCAACCUCAUUUAUUAAUCUAUGGUACAUGGGUUCUCUAAGUGAGCUUCUAGCCAAAGAAGGAUUCGUACGAGAUAAUUUCAAUCGCAAAAAGGUCCGAUUCAAUAGAACAGUAGCAGCUCCUGAUCAUGACUCCAUUUCUUUGCCUAUUUACAUCUGCCGUGACCGGAAGAGCAUCGACGUUCCAAAGCACAAGAAGAGCUCAUCGGUUGUUUCAUCCAAAGGUCGUCUUUCAUCGGCUUCGAGAAGAUCGGAUGAACCCGCCAUUGAUGAAGUUGCUACCAAAGCUGUGAUUUCGAUUUUGAGUGGGUAUGCUGGUAAGUACUUGAAAGACAAGGAUUUCCGAGAUUCGUUGAGGAACAAGUGUCAAUCGUGUUUGGUGAGGAGAAGCAAUGGGUUAUCGGAUAAUGGGGUUUUCGCUAACAUGGAAUUGGGGAUCGAGAGUAUUGAGAAAUUGAUUGAUAAUCCAGGGACGAUUAAGGAAUUGAAGAUGAAAGCGUUGAGGAAUUCGAUUGGGUUUUUAACGAUCGUUGCAGCUUUGAAUUCGAAAGAAUCGAGACAUGGCACAACAUGUGGAACUCCAAAUUCACAUCUCUCUGCUUGUGCUCAGCUUUAUUUAUCAAUCGUUUACAAGCUUGAGAAGAACGAUAGAAUCUCUGCAAGACAUGCACUCCAAGUGUUUGUUGAUUCGCCUCAAUUAGCUAGAACUCACUUGCUACCAGAUCUUUGGGAGCAUUUCUUUCUUCCACAUCUCCUCCAUAUCAAAAUUUGGUACCACAAACAAAUCGAUAACCUUUCUGAUGAUUGCUCGAAGGAUCAAGAAGAACAAAUUAACAAUUUGAGCAAGAUUUAUGAAGAUCAUAUGGAUAUGGGUACGAUUCAGUUUGCUCUCUACUAUAAAGAAUGGCUUAAAACAGGUGGUCAACCUCCUGCUACACUUCCUUCUGUGGCUUUGCCUUCAAUCAAUUCAUUAUCUUCUUCAUCCAGUCGAAGAAGAAGGAGUUCAUCCUUUGGUAACUUUCUACAUCGAGCUGUUUUUGGUGCUCCGAUUGAGAAACAAGCAUCUAUGGAGUCUGAUUAUGGAGCCAUGGAACAAAAGGAAGAAGAAGAAGAAGAAGAACUUUGUUUAGAUGAUUAUGAUAACAACCAACAGAGAAAUGUUCAAAGUACACUCUCCGAUCUUCGAAGUUCGUCAAGCAAACCAGACUACACGCGAUUUCUUCCAUGUCAAAUCUUACAAACAGAAUCACGAUUAACCAGAUCUUCUUCAAUCGCGUCUUCAUCAUCUGAUCUAACCAGAGCCGUUUCCUCGAUCACAACCUCCGAAAAUUUACCCGAAUGUGAAACCGCGAUUCGUGUCAUAACCAAAUCAUGGCUAGACGAUCAAUUAAUCGAAAAACAACUAUCCAAUCCAUCAGUAAUCGAAGAACUCGUUUCCAAAAACCCGGCGAACGGGAAGAUCAUUCUAACCCUAGAUCCACGUCUCGAAGGGUUCACUGAACUCAUGAGAAACAGUAGCCUGUUCCUAAAAGCCGCGAUUUUGCUCCAUUUUGUGAAACCCGAAGCGAAACAGAUGAUUUCCACCGAAUGGAUCCCGUUGGUGCUACGAGUGCUUGAAUUCGGAGAUCAAACACAGCAAUUGUUCAGUGUUCGGUGUCGUCCUCAAAUUGCGGCGUAUUAUUUUCUCGAUCGGCUGCUUACGGGGUUUGAUGAAGAUCGGAAUCUUGAGAAUGGGAGACAAGUGAUUGCGAUUGGAGGGUUGAGUUUGUUGUUGAGAAGAAUCACGAAUGGAGAUGAUGUUGAGAAGUGUAAAGCGGUUUCUGUGAUUUAUUGGUGUAUUCAAGCGGAUGGAAGGUGUCGCCAUUAUUUAGCGGAUAAUUUGAAUCCUGAGCUCAUUCUUGCACUCUUGGUUCGUGGUAAAGAGGUCGAUGGCAAUGAGACUGUAUUCUCUUUGCUUGUCGAGUUAAUCUGCCUCCAUAGAUUUGAGCAAAGAACGAAACUUUUCGACAAGUUAUUGAAGGGAUUGGAUUGCUUGAACACAAUGCAAAUCUUGUUAGUUUCUUUACAAAAGGCUACACAAGAAAAACGCCCUCUAAUUGCUACCAUAAUGCUUCAGCUUGAUCUUUUUAUGGGAGAUCCACUGAAGAGUAGUGUAUAUCGAGAGGAGGCAAUAGAUGCAAUAACCGAAGCUUUAGAUUGUCAAAUAUGUAAUGAAAAUGUUCAAGAACAAACAGCAAAAGCCUUGUUGAUAUUAGGAGGCAGGUAUGCUUACACAGGCACACCAGAAGCUGAAAAUUGGAUCUUGAAAGAAGCUGGUUAUGAUGAGAGCUUGGAGGGCGGCUUCCAUGGUAGAUACUUCAUCGUCCAAGGAUCCAAACAUUUGAAUGAAGAUGAUGAGAUAGAGCAUUGGCAAAGGAAAGCUGCAAUGGCGUUAUGGAUUAGUGGUGGCGAAAAGCUUAUAAGGGCAAUUGGGGAAUCGAUAGGUUAUGGGAUCCCUUGUUUGGCACGUGCAUCCCUUGUGACAGUUGCUUGGAUGAGUAAAUUUGUUCAUACGGUUGGUGAUGGAGAUGUUCUUCAGAGUGCCGCAUUGUCAAUCCUAAUACGGAAGUUGAUAGAUUCGUUGAAUCGUGAUAACACGAUUGAAGAAAGAGUUCUUGCUUCGUUUUCAUUACUCGCUCUUUCCAAGAGUUCAGGUUUUAUGUUUGAGAUUUCAGAGGAUGAGAAAAUGGCAAUGGUGGUUCAUCUUCGAAACAUAUCGAAGGUGACAUGGACUGCAAAAAGACUGGCUUCUGUAAUAACAGGAAGCCCAUCAAGAAGGCAUUCAGGUGUUUAACAAAGGCUUGCUCAUUCAAGUUGAUUUGGUAUAUAUAUGAGUGUACAAAAACUUAUUGCCUCCAUUUUUAUGUUUUAUAGCUAGAAAUGGUCUUUGUAUAUACUUGUAGAUGCAUACACCAUUUCACAAUGCUAUAAAACAAUUAUAUUUUUAUGUUUGGAAGUAAUUUUGAACAUUACAUGUACUUUAAAUACUAUGUAUUCACACUUUCAAUAUCAUGCUUGACUGGUAUAAAAAUUUUGAGUGUAAUUUCAUUUCUUAA